Molecule: messenger RNA, 318 nt
Organism: Cutaneotrichosporon oleaginosum
Lineage: Eukaryota; Fungi; Basidiomycota; Tremellomycetes; Trichosporonales; Trichosporonaceae
Source: RefSeq, a predicted model, not a curated record
CUGGAAGCUGGAGGGGUGCCACUGGCCGGUAUAUGAUGGCUCGCAUCAGGAAAAUCGAUCCGCUGUCUUCAAGCACCCUCUUGUCUUCCAUACGAGCACGCUCAAAGACAAGCAGAAGGUUCUGUAAAUUCACCAUGCAUCUGUUUCCCUUGCAUGUUGUUCUCACCUUGUGUGGGCGAUUCUCCAUAGGGGCGAGACCUCUCCAUACGGUGUAUUUUCGACCGCGGCUAGGAAGUUGACGUCGCCUUCACAGAGGCACAUGGUUCACAAGUUAGGCCUCCGAAGGGACGCAAUUGGCGGAGGUGUGUGCUAGGUGUG